GAGGGCCCCAUGUUUCUCCCUCUUGCCUGCUUGCUUGCUUGCUCGACCACGCUGUUGCUGCUGCUCUCCGCCGCGCACAUCCACCCUCGUCUCCGCCCGUCAGCAUCGCCCGCAUCAUCACACUCGCUUGCCCGUCUCGUCUCCACGCUGGACUCGUGAUCGCCGUCGUUAACCGUCUUUCUUUCUCUCGUUUACCACACCUUGACGCGCUGCCGCAUACCACUCGCCCGAGACCUGGCCACUCGCUCGCUUGCCUGCUCAAACUUGGGUCCGGGGCCGCUGCUGAGCACGAACGGGGAUAAGCUGGACGGCGCGCCUGCGCUGAUCGCCUGGCAGGGCAAGACAGGCGGUGCGGAAGCACAACGGCCAACCGCCCGCAUACUUCGUUGCCAAACUGCCGCGAGCGUGGAGCAACGGAGACUCACAUACCUGCCCGCCUUGCCUGCGUGAUCGUGCUUGAGCCAGGCCUGGCGUCCAGCCUGGCCGUUGCAUGGACAUGGCCUUCGUCGCGCCUCCCUCCGGCCACCAGCAGCAGCAGCAACAGCAGCACCGGCAUCUGCACCACCACCACCAUCCCGCCGCCUUCCAUCCCUAUGUCGACGGCAGCGGGCAGCUGCCGCAGCAACACCACCAUCAGUACGGCGUGAACGGGAACCCGUCCAUGCCGCCGCAGAUGACGUGCGACAUCAAGCCGCGCCUGACCAAGGAGCAGCACGACAUCUUGGAGUCGCAUUUUCAGAAGCAGAACAAGCCGAGCACCAACACGAAGAAGGGCUUUGCUGAGACGCUCAAUGUCUCGCUGGACAAGAUCAAUAAUUGGUUUCAGAAUCGCCGCGCGAAGUCGAAGCAAGAUGCGAAGAAGCAGGCGGGCGCGUACAACUUGUACGCGCAGCAAUGUCAGCAGCAGCAGCCGUCCGAUCAGCAGUCGAAUGCCUUUAAUUCCGACUCCGACACAUCGCCCGCCUUCACGCCGCCCGAAUACUUCACGAUGAUGCAGCAAUGCGCUUCCGACGGACAGAUACCCACCACCGCCUUCCAUCCGCCGCCAUACCAAGAGCAGAUGCCAUCGAGCACCAUGCCCAACGGGCUGCCCUAUGCUGGCAUCUCUGCUCCGAAUGAGCCCUUCGCCAACGGACUCAUGCCACCGCAGUCUAUGUCCCAGGACAUGUUUGACAGUCCGCAGGAGCUGAAUCGUAGGACGCUCACCCAAGAGCAGUUCGACGCGUUUACCCAUCAUGGCGGCCUGAUGCCAUCGGCUGUGCAAUACUCGGGCUUGCCUCAGACGUUCCCUGGCAGUUCGGAUGCUCUGGAAGCGGCUUACACCGGCAUGGAUCAUGACGACUUCAAAGACGGGGAACUGGUAUUCACUGAUCACACUGGUGCCUCUCUGUCGAGCAAUGAUUCGAGCAUACCAUCUACCAUGUCAGAACACUCCAUGUUUCCGUCGUCUCUCAUGCACGAUGGCACUGCUCUGUCGGAAAGUUCCUCCGACUGGGCUGAUAGUCGCAGCUCUUCUGUUUCCCUGGCACCGCAUAGUGGAUCUGACAGCCCGUUCCAGCCCGUGCCGGCUCAGCAAUCAUCGAGCUCAGGUCAAUGGCAGCCUGGCCAGUCGAUUCCUGUGGACCCGACCGAACUCCAACAGCAAUUUCAAGAGGCUCAACGCCUGGCCCAGCAGCAGCAACAACAGCAAUCGGAGCAACCUCUGGCAUGGCCUUCGGAAGAGGCGCUCGUUCGAAGGGACUCUCAGACUGGCACAGUGCUCGCACAGCAGAUGAGCUCGUUUGCCAUCCAGACUCCCCAGCCGCAACAGAACGCGACCUUCAAAUCACCUCCGCCUCCUCAGGGCAAUGGAGGCAGUUUGGCUGCCAGACGCCAACGGCCGCGGCCAGCAGCACUAGGCUUGGCUUCACUGCGCAGUCAAUCGUACAGUGGAGCAGUGCAGCCUGCGUCACCCAGCCAACAGUCACAGAAUCUAGUACCAGCACAGCAACUACGACGAAUCAGAUCUUCUAAUGUAAUCAAUGGAGUGGCCCAAGGCAGGGUCAUGAAAUCUACGCCCGGUUCGGCACAGCGAUCCCCUAUGAGCUGGACCUUUGCAGACGCCAUGCACGCCAACCAGAGACAUGCUCAAAUCUCCAUGUCCGGCAAUCUCGCUCCUCCGACACCAUUAUCGCCCAAUAGUCGACAGGAGCAGUCUCGACCGCAGUUCCCACCCUGGCAAAGCUCUGGCAACUUCAGUACGCAGACAAGCAUCAGCGAAAGUGACGCUGAGCAAAGCAACGCCAAUGUCGACAGCACCGCGCAACCACAAGCAUUCACUUCUCCACCACAUACCCCGAUGUAUCACCAUCACCACCAGACGGGACAAAGGAUCGGCAACACUGUCAUUACUGAGAACACGCCUCCACAGUCCGCCCCAGCGGUGCAGACUUCCUUUCCCGCCACUGCCUUCAUGCCCCCACCACCUCAGCCGCUUCCCUCAUCUGGCCAGUUUCAACAAGUUCAGCAGGGCUAUUCACAAGCACAUCAUCAGCAGUUCAUGAAUGUGUCCAUGCCAGAACAACCAAUGCACAUGCCGGCGUCGCAUUAUGCUCCCGCGCAGCAUUUCAUGGUUCCCGCCUCGGAGGCCCCACAACUACCCAUGUCGUUCACGAACGGCGUGCCGAUCGUCAACCCGCAAGGCCAGCUGACAAUGGCCUAUCCCCCACAGAUGCAACACAUGCAGUACGUGUCACAUUCAGCCGGCCAGCCCCCUCAGUCUGCCCAACAGUAUAGCUUCGUGGCUAAUGCAUGCCCACCACCUGGAAUGCACGUCACCUCGCAAUUGCCGAAGCAGAAUCAGCCACCCACUGAGUUCUUCGUGCACGAGUAUAGUCCUCCCUCAGAAGUAAAAGGAGCAGCCACUCCGCGGAAAGCAACGAUCGACAAUGGCCCAAAGAACUACACAUUCGUUCUCGUAGAAUCGGACAAGGCCAAAAAGGGUGACGGCAAAGCUGGCACGGCGUCCAGCAGUCCAGCCAGCGCCGCUUCUUGAGCGCAAAAUAUCUUCCCACUCUCAUACGCGAGCUCUCCAGCUUGCCGAGCAGAUCACGAGGAGAUCCAACCCGCGCAACCGAUGUUGCAAUUCUUUUUUGGUCUGAUUUAGCGAUUUGGUUGAUAUUGCUGUGGAAAUGGGAUGAGCUGGAAUAUCGAUAUGACACCACCCACGUGCGGGCAGACAGCGCCCCUACCCGCAAAAGCACAUAAUGACCGAAAUGUUGCGAGUGAUUUAACAGCAACUACGAGAGUUCUAUGGACAGAAAGACGUACGUAUUUAUGAAGAUUGGGAUAUACGGAUAAUCCUUGUAAUUCUAGCAUGACACAGAUCAUGGCG
Messenger RNA from Cercospora beticola, 3373 nucleotides. RefSeq names its product homeobox domain-containing protein. Gene Ontology annotation, cellular component: nucleus; RSC-type complex. Lineage: Eukaryota; Fungi; Ascomycota; Dothideomycetes; Mycosphaerellales; Mycosphaerellaceae. Gene Ontology annotation, biological process: regulation of transcription by RNA polymerase II. The record is from RefSeq and is a predicted model, not a curated record. Gene Ontology annotation, molecular function: DNA-binding transcription factor activity, RNA polymerase II-specific; DNA binding.